AUGUAUAUAGCAGUAAAACGUCAGUAUGGUCUGAGCCCCAGGUGUGGAAUGCCGUACAAACUACUGUCUGAAGACGUCUUCAACAUCACAGCCAACAACUGCAACUUCAAUAUAGCUGCCAGAGGAAUCCUGCCAAAACUGCAUCAGGAGCACGUCUGCUCAAACUAUACAGUGGCCCCCAUCCCAGAGUGUGAGGAGCUGAUUGUGAAGUUCUCCCCCACAGGUGAUCACCACUACAAGACUGUGCCCCGGACAGUCAAGAAAUGUGCUGCACUCAAGAAAACUCCAGAGUUGAUUCUGAAGACAUCUAGGAAAGAGUCAGCUCUACGAGGGGUAGGAAGCAAGGGUCUAGAGCAGGCUCCCGGGCCGCCCCCGCCCAGCGCUGGCCGCUCCAUUAAGGACGAGGACCGAAUCCUGUCACCUCGCGACCCACGCGCACACACCCGCCCCGGCCCGCCGUGCUCGUUGCCGCGGACCUGCAAAGUUUCCGCGGCCGCUCACUUGGGGGUAACUAGCCAGGGGUACGCCCGGAGGCUGCGGGGCCCUGCGCGCCUCGGCAGCGCGGGCGAAGCCCCGGACUCCAGCCGGGAAUGGGCAUUCCUCCGGAGCUUGGGGCUGGACGACACGCAGCACGAGGUAGUGUUCCCCAUCUUCGGCGGCCCCCCGACUCCUGCUGCGGUCCUGUUCUCCCCGACCCGGGCGCCGGGCGCGGGCAGACGCGGGGCGCGGGCGGCGGGGGCGUGUGGGGAAGCCCGCCCGCUCGCCGCCAAGGGAGGGGGCGGAAGCCGCGGCCGGCCGCCGGGUCAGCAGCGGCGGCGGCGGCGGGGCCUCGCCAUGGGCGGCGGCGGCGACGAGCGGGCGACGGCCCCGGCUCCCCCUCGGCCGGCCUAUCCGCGACGGAGGAGCGCUCGGGUCCGCGCGACUGCGGCCGCCGCGCCUACCUCACCCCGCCGCGGCCAUGGCGGGCGGCGCCGCGCAGGCCGCCUCCCCCCGUGCUUCCCAGUCGGUGUCCGCUUCCCCGGCGGCGGCGGCCGCCUCGGCAAGAGGUUCCGGUUCAAGCUGGGGGCACGCGUGUCAGCGCCGGACUGCGGGACUAGCCGGCUAGCUAGCGGGCAGCGGGCGUGGGCGAGGCCCCUGGGCCCCGCGCGGCGCGGUGCGGCCAGGGAGGAUGCUGACGGCCCUACCCCGCCAGCGGCGCCCGCCCUCGCCGCAGCCCCCGCCCCGCCCCGCCCCGUCGCCGCCCCUUCCCUCUGCCCUGGAAGCAGAUCGGCGGCCGCGGGGAGGGCCGGGGCGGCGCGGCCCCGCGCGGAUGUGGGAUUGCUCCCGGGGGCCGCGCCUCUCUCCGGCGCUAGGGUCCCGGGAGACGUCGUCGGGAGCUCAGUUUCUGGAGGCCCUUCCCCACCCGGCCUCUGCCUCUUCCAGUCCCCCGGGCCGGACGGAAAGGGGCCUAGCGCGGUGUGCGAGAAUGCCUUCGGGUUUUGUCGUGAUGGGGACAAGUUCACUUAGGCCAGUUGACUAAGAUCAAGACAGAGUUCCUCCUCUCCAUUUUGGAAGCAGAGAGUAGCCCUCACCAGACCCCAAUUCUGCCAGCACCUUGAUCUUGGACUUCCCAGCCUCCAGAACUGUGAGCAGUAAAUCUUCAUUGUUUCAAACCUUCGUGAAGUUUCCCUUGGCCCCUAUAGUGUUGGCAUCACAGACAGGAUAUUAAAGCUGCUCUACUUUUCUGGAAGCCACAGUCGAGGGAACCCAGGACCUGUCAAAGCAUCAGAAGGCACCUGGAUCCAUGGGCUUGGCAGCCACAGUGAUCAUGGACUUCCGGCUAAGUCCUAGAGUCAUUUAUCUCUGAGGAUGUCAGGAGAAACCCCAAAAUGUCAUCAAGACACUGGCUGCAGGUCUAAACUCCAAUAAAAUCCAGGUGGGUCACAUCAAUUCAGACAUCUGGAUAAAAGGAUGAAUGAAACCAUGUACAUAAUACAGAACUAUGCAUGCCAGGAAAAGAAAUUAUACUGCCUAAAAGCUGCAACCUUCAUGACAUCAAAUCUAUUUUAACACUGGCUGGUUAUGUGAGGAAAAGGCUAAUAAAAAAAAAAAUUCUGGCUGACCAAA
Molecule: messenger RNA, 2106 nt
Organism: Rhinopithecus roxellana (golden snub-nosed monkey)
Lineage: Eukaryota; Metazoa; Chordata; Mammalia; Primates; Cercopithecidae
Product: translation initiation factor IF-2-like
Exons: 10
Coding region: 1-1506 (501 amino acids)
Source: RefSeq, a predicted model, not a curated record